CCAACCUCCAUUUUCUUAUAUAACUCUUGCAUAGGCAGCAUAUCCUAGUACCAUUCAUUAGCCAUGAAACUGAAGAGCACCAUCACUGGUUAUGCUCUUUGGCUUGCUUUUUCGUUCUUGUAUUUGAUUGUGUCAUUUGAUGUCGUGAUGAGCAAUGCAUUAGGAAACGAAACUGAUAGAUUUGCUCUGCUCAAGUUCAAAGAAUCAGUCUCCAAUGACCCUUUUGGAGUGUUGAGAUCUUGGAAUGCUUCCAAUCACUUCUGCAGCUGGAAUGGAGUCACAUGCGGUCACAGACAUCAAAGAAUAACAAACUUGACAUUACGAGGCUAUAACUUGAGAGGUACCAUAUCACCUUACAUUAAAAAUCUCACAUUUUUGAGGUCCAUCAAUCUAAUAAACAAUAGUUUCUCUGGUGAAAUCCCACACCAAGUUUGCCAUUUAUCUAGAUUGCGAAAUUUGAGUCUCGCUAUAAACAUGUUAGAAGGUGAUUUGUCUGCAUUGAACCUUAGUUAUUGCUCGAACCUAAGAGUGAUAUCACUCAGUCAAAAUAGAUUUACAAGGCUCAUUCCCUCAGAACUUGGCUCUUUAACCAAGCUCUUUUUUCUUAGUCUCUACUCGAACAAACUCGUCGGAGAAAUUCCACCAUCCCUAGCAAAUAUUUCAUCACUUGAACUAUUUUCUAUAGGGGACAAUACUCUGAUAGGUACUGUCCCAAAAGAAUUUGGCAAAUUGAAAAGGUUGAAACUCUUUUCAAUAGAGUCUAAUAACCUGUCUGGUACAAUUCCUCCCUCACUUUACAACAUAUCAUCUUUGAUCAGUUUAUCAAUAGCAGGUAAUCUAUUGGAAGGUACUAUUCCUCCCUACAUAGGCCUUCAACUUUCCAAUCUCAAAGAAUUUCAUAUUGGUGGUAAUAAGUUUUCUGGGACAAUUCCUGAAUCAUUUUCAAAUGCUUCUAAGCUUGAGAUACUUGAUGUUUCUGAAAAUCAUUUAGUGGGAAAAGUUCCAGCUAGUUUGGGGAUCAAUCUACCGCAUCUUAGGAUACUCAAUUUAGAGCAAAAUCACCUAGGAAAGAACUUACCCAAUAGCUUUGAUUUUAUUGCAUCUUUAAGAAACUGCAGUCAAAUGAAAAUCUUGUCUUUGGCAUAUAACAACUUCAGAGGUCCUUUACCAAAAUCUUUAGCUAAUUUGUCAACUCAAAUAACUUAUCUUUACCUUGGUGGGAAUCAAAUAUCUGGAACUAUUCCUCCAACAUUAAAAAACUUGGUCAACUUAAUCCUCUUAGCCAUGGAAUCUAAUCUUUUGGAAGGUGUCAUUCCAACUUCUAUAGGGUCGUUAAGGUCCUUGCAAAUUUUGGAUUUGAAAGGGAACACUUUAUCAGGAAAGAUCCCUUCAUCCUUUGGAAACCUCACUCAAAUCUCAGAACUUAGUUUAUCAGACAACAACUUAGAUGGAAGCAUUACUCCAAACAUUGCAGAUUCCCUAAAUCUACAGUUUCUUGAGCUUUCACAAAAUAGUCUUAGUGGAACUAUUCCCAAAGAAGUUUUUGGUUUUCCAUCACUUCUUGAGCUAGACAUAUCACAAAACUCACUCAAUGGUAGCAUACCGGUAGAAGUGGGCAAGCUUAAGACUAUCAGUGUACUCGACCUCUCUGAAAACAAAUUGUCUGGUGAAAUUCCAGACACAAUUGGAGAUUGUAGUGGUCUAGAAUCAGUUUCCUUGCGAGGGAACUUCUUUCAAGGAAUUCUUCCUUCUUCUUUGGCAUCUCUCAAAGGUCUUGUUUACAUGGAUCUUUCACAAAACAACUUGACAGGAAAAAUUCCUAAGGAUUUACAGACACUUAAAUUCUUGCAGUAUUUGAAUAUUUCUUUCAAUGAGCUCGAGGGAGAGGUACCAGACAAAGGAAUCUUUAAAAAUACUACUGUGAUAUCACUUGUUGGAAAUGCCAGGCUUUGUGGUGGUGUAUUAGAGUUCCAACUUCCAAGAUGUCAAGCAAUCAUUGAAUCCAAACAUGGAAAGAAAAAAGAUCUCAAACUGAUAAUCAUAAUUAUCUGUGUGAUUGCAUCUGUCUUAUUUGUUGCAUCACUAUCAUUUAUGUUUUGGAGGAGGAAAUCAAUAAGGAGAUCAUCAUUAUCUAAUUCUGAACUCUCUACAAUCAACUUUCUUUCAAAGGUUUCUUACCAUAGUUUACACCAGGCUACCAAUGGAUUUUCUCAAAGCAUGAUGAUUGGAAUCGGUAGCUUUGGCUCUGUGUACAAAGGCGUACUUGAUCAAGAAGGAAAUGAAGUUGCGAUAAAGGUCCUCAAUCUAAACCAGAAAGGAGCUUCCAAGAGUUUCAUUGCUGAAUGUAAUGCGUUGAGAAAUAUUCGACACAGAAAUCUUGUUAAGAUCUUGACAUGCUGCUCAAGCAUAGAUUUCAAUGGGAAUGAGUUUAAGGCUUUAGUGUUUGAGUACAUGACAAAUGGAAGCCUAGAUAAGUGGUUACAUGGAGAAAACCAAUCAAGGGGUUUGAAGUUUUUUCAGAGGCUAACUAUAGCUAGUGAUGUGGCCUCUGCAAUAUGUUAUCUUCAUAAUCAUUGCGACGAUCCAAUCAUUCAUUGUGAUUUGAAACCAAGUAAUGUUCUUCUUGACAAUGAAAUGGUUGCACAUGUUAGUGAUUUUGGAUUAGCAAGGCUGAUCUUUAACACCAAUAAAAUGUGUGAAACUCAAAGCAGCACAAUUGGAAUGAAAGGAACCAUUGGCUAUGCACCACCAGAGUACGCGAUGGGCAGUGAGCCAUCAAAGCAAGGGGAUAUGUAUAGUUUUGGGAUCUUAUUGAUGGAGAUGUUCACAGGAAGGAGUCCAACUGAUGAAUCAUUCAAGGAUGAUCUGAAUCUCCAUAACUUUGUUCAGAUGGCAUUGCCAGAAAGAGUUGAUCAAGUAGUGGACUCUGCUCUUCUAAGUGGAGAAGCUGUAGAAACCACAAUGAGAAGAGAAAACUACAAUAACAAUAGAGGAACUGGUGAAAUUUACACAGAAGGAGAAAUUAACAUUAGUUUUGAUAACCCAGAUCAGAUAAGCACUAAUUUGUGUAAGUGCUUGAUUUUAAUUUUGGAGAUUGGACUUGCAUGUUCAAAAGAUUCGCCAAAUGAAAGAAUGAACAUAGGCGAUGUGAUCAAGGAGUUACAACAUAUUAAAAAUUCUUAUGUGAGACUUGGGAGGCAAGAACAUAGAAGAAGAACCAGACCACCUAACUAAUUGCAGGAGAUGGGAACUUUAUUGAAGGAGCCCAAAUUAAUGGUGAAGAUCUUUCGUUCUAUAUAAUAUAUAUCAUUUUGAGAAUAAGCUUAAGCAUUUAUCAUCUAACUUGUAUCUAAAUUUUAGUAUUUAGCACAUAUAUGUUACUUGAUUUUUGUCCAUUCUGUUUUGUUUUCAUUUGUUAUGCAUAUUGAAUAUUUUGUAAAUGUAAUCAAAAUGUUUUACAUGUGUUUUAUGCUCUAAGUUGGUAAAUACUUUAUGCAGUCAAUACCAAUUCAUUUAACAAAUUAAAAUGAUAUUUAAGAAGCGACAAAUACAUUGAAAAAAUAAAAACAAAAGACAUGGGAUACAUAACAAUCAUAAGCAAACACUUUGAUUAAGUCUCUCAACUUCUCUCAUCCCUUCUUCAUUCAAUAGCAAAGAGAUUUUUUGUGUGGUUAUAUCAGUCAUAAAUAAACCAACCACUUAAAGAUUAUGAUGACAUGACAUGAAUAAAGGCAGCUCAGAUUUGUCACUCAAAGUUUGUUACUUUCUUUCUCUUAGUUUGAGUUAGUUAAAGUCUAUGUAACAGUUUUGAAACUUGGAUCCUUAGUCUAUAAAAGGAUGCAUAGUCUCAUUUGUAAUGGCAGUAGAAAUAUUAGGUUGAGAGAUACAUAGAGAGACUAAUGUAUGGUUAGGUUUAUUUUUGUAUCUUGAAGCAACAAGGAUAGAGAUGAAGAGAGAAGAACAAAAUUGAGAAACUAGAGGGAAGCAAAGGUCUUCAAGGGUGUUUUCUAAGUGUUCUAAGCUUCAUUGUGAAUAUUGCUCAAGGGACAAGAUCACAAUUGUAGUAGUUUAAGUUAUCUUGAACGAAGUCUUGUAAUAUGCCAUUAUUCAUAGUGUAAAGGAUUCCUUAGAAGGAAUUCAAGGGGAAUAAGCUCUCUACUCAUUGUAGAGGAAAGUUCGAACUCCUCUAAAAUUGCUUGUGUCUUAUUGUUUUCUGUUCUUAUUUUUCUUCAACAUUACUAUUUUUCGUCUCUGUUGUGUUUAAUUCUGGUUUCUAUGAUGUGUUGGUUUUAAUUAUAUGCAAACUAAGAUUGUUAGUUCAUAACACUUUGUUCAAAUGAAAAGAAAGUGAAAAGGUCAAUUCUCCCUUCACAAUAGCCAACGUUCUAAAAUUGUCCUUAAAAUAUACUUGAGACUCCAUGUUAUAGAUUUUGAGUAAAUUGUUCCAUUAUAGUCAUUCAUUACCAAAACAGUCUCUGCAAUUUACAUAAUUAGUAGCUCUUGGAUUGGUUGACACAUGAGGUGUAUUUUUUUUUCUUUUUUCGUUGACUUAUCAUCUUUCCAUGUGACAAAGGAUUGAAUAUUGAGUCAUACCAAUUCCCUCCUCAAUAUGGAAAAGGAUUUUCAAAUUCUAAAAUCUCUUCCAUCUUUUUCCCCAAAUGGUUCCAUAAUCAAGAUUGAUUUUCCUUCUUCCAAACACCAUUUCAAAACAUC
Molecule: messenger RNA, 4713 nt
Organism: Cannabis sativa
Lineage: Eukaryota; Viridiplantae; Streptophyta; Magnoliopsida; Rosales; Cannabaceae
Product: probable LRR receptor-like serine/threonine-protein kinase At3g47570
Exons: 3
Coding region: 64-3234 (1056 amino acids)
Biological process (GO): protein phosphorylation; hormone-mediated signaling pathway
Cellular component (GO): plasma membrane
Molecular function (GO): protein binding; ATP binding; protein kinase activity
Source: RefSeq, a predicted model, not a curated record